AGGGCGGAGCCUCCGCGCUCACUGGACCUCGACACCCCGGUUCCCAGACCGGUUUGGGGAAGUGCAAGUCCGGGGGCAGAGACUCAUGAUCGGCUCCCCGCGAUCUCCGCACUCUGAUUGCCCCAGCGUCCAUGGCGGCCCUGAGCCCGCUGCUGCUGGCCGCGCUGCUGUGGGUCCCGGCAGGGGCCCUGAGCUGCAUCGGGGACUCGGGACACCCCGUGGACUGGUUCGUCGUGUACAAGCUCCCGGCCCACAGCGGAUCCGGGCCGGCCACGCAGAAGGGCCUGCAGUACAAAUACUUGGACGCCGACUCGGGGGGCUGGCAGGAUGGCGUGGGCUCCAUCAACAGCUCGCAGGGCGCCGUGGGUCGCAGCCUGUUGCCUCUCUACCGAAACAACGCCAGCCAGCUGGCUUUCCUCCUCUACAAUGACCAGCCUCCGAAAUCCAGAGAGGAUGAGACCACUUCCAGCCACGGGCACACGAAGGGGGUAGUUCUCCUAGAUCAAGGCGGGGGCCUCUGGCUGGUCCACAGCGUGCCCCGUUUCCCCCCUCAUGCUUCCUCUGGAGCCUACAGCUGGCCUCCCAAUGCCAUGACCUACGGGCAGACACUGCUCUGCGUGUCCUUUCCCCUUGACCAGUUUGUGGAGAUCGGCAAACAGCUGACCUAUACGUACCCUCUGGUGUAUGACCAGCGGCUAGAAGGCCCCUUCGCCCAGAAAUUCUCGGACCUGGAACAGGCCAUUAAAGGCCACCAUGUCCGUCAGGGACCCUGGAACAACACGGUGACCCUCACAUCCCAAGCUGGGGCCACCUUCCAGAGUUUUGCCAAGUUUGGAAUGUUCGGAGAUGACUUGUACUCAGGCUGGCUGGCAGAGGCCCUGGAUAGCACCUUGCAGGUCCAGUUCUGGCCCAACUCCCGUGGCAAGCUGUCUUCCAACUGCUCGGGACCACACCAUGUGCUGGACGUGACCCAGACCGCCUUCCCCGGACCCGCUGGGCCCAGUUUUCGCUCCACCGAGGACCACUCCAAGUGGUGUGUGGCCCCCGACGGACCCUGGGCCUGUGUGGGUGACAUGAACCGGAAUAUCCCAGAACAGCAUCGGGGUGGGGGCAUCCUGUGUGCCCAGCUGCCCGCCCUCUGGAAGGCCUUCCAGCCGCUGGUGAAGGACUACGAGCGAUGUUCUCACAGGACCCGGAUGGAGUGAGUGCCAGAUAGCUACACCUUUGCAUCAACCAGGACUCAGUCUGCCCGUCUGUGAAAUGAGAAUCCCUGUGGAUGUAACUCCUCCCCCAACUUCCUCCUAUCUCCCCUGGAGAGGGAGACCCUCACCUAAGUGGGAGGGGUCUGUGGUUGCUACUAAAGGGGUUUCCUCAGGGGUGUAAAGGGGAUUUGAGGGAGAUUCAGCGAGAAAUAGCAGGAGGGCUAGCAGCAUGGAGAAAUAUCAGGGACAGGUUUAAGUUCAGGGCAGCUAAUGGAGCCUGCUUAAAAGGUUAGCAGAGAAGCCAUAUAUGUGCCUAUUAUUAAUAAAGCUUCAUAUCUCCUGAAACUUCA
Molecule: messenger RNA, 1552 nt
Organism: Suncus etruscus (white-toothed pygmy shrew)
Lineage: Eukaryota; Metazoa; Chordata; Mammalia; Eulipotyphla; Soricidae
Product: deoxyribonuclease-2-alpha-like
Exons: 6
Coding region: 132-1205 (357 amino acids)
Biological process (GO): apoptotic DNA fragmentation
Molecular function (GO): deoxyribonuclease II activity
Source: RefSeq, a predicted model, not a curated record